AUGGAUUGGGAUGUGACAGCCAUCAGACCUAUUAUCAAGUAUGACGCAGUUGCCUGGUGGCAGAAAGCCAACCAAACAACGGCGAAGAAUAAACUGUCAAAAUUACAACGACAAGCAUGCUUAGCGGUGACUGGUGCCUUUCAUUCUAUGCCUUCAAAAGAUAUGGAAACUCUACUCGACUUACCUCCUCUUCAAAUUAUUUUGGAAAGGGAGGCGAGAUGGGCUACAUAUAGGUUUCCAAAUAUGGCACGAGAGAGCCAAGGAACAAUCAUGUUCAUACAAAACCGACUAGAAGACGAACUACAGUCGGAUGAGAUCCUGGGAAUGGUCUCGGAUCUCACACCAGCAAUCCAACUCUUGACGCGCAUCUACAACGUCCUGUUUUCGAAUAGGGACGAAUGGGAUAAGCCGAGAAACGGCUUAUUACUUGCGAAAAUGUGUUGCGACAGUCCUGUUGCCGGAAACACUCAAAGAACUCUAGGAGAUGUGAGACUUUGUUAUUGGUGGGGAAACUCCUGGUCAGGCGCUAGGGAAUCCCUCUGGCACUAUAGCUCUUUAGCUGUCGUGGCCAGGGGAAUAGUACCAAGACCUGAUUUGAAGAAGGACCAUUGCAACAAGACUGUGGACGUGUACGAAGAUGUCACCAGUCCAGAGGUGACAGAUGACAACUUCGGGAAACAGAUGACAUGUUGGUACAGGUUCAGGUCGUUUCGGGGCACGCCCAAAGACUGGAUCCUCAGGAUAAAGUUCAACAAGUUCAAAGUGGGCACUUUGUUGAAUGGCAGUCACUGUGAAGGUGGUUUCAUGCAGAUCGUAGAUGGCAACGCGAAAACCGACGUGUCCAACCGCAAAGAGCCGGGCAUGUUCUGCGGCGAGACCGAACAGCCCCAAACGUUCAUGUCGGAAACGUCGUUCGUGAAGGUGCUGUUCCACGUGGAGAACUUCACCGACCAGACCUACUUCAGCUUCGACACCAGGGCCGAACAGCAGCUGGUCGUGUACCUGAGAUACGGACAGCACCCGGAGCUGUACCCCAACAGGAGAGGAGAGAUAGUACAAGGGUCGUACUGCGAACGGAUAUUCCGCGACUGUCGCCUCCAGACCUGCUACGUCCAGUCGCCCGCCUACCCCGGCGUCUACCCCCGUAAUUUGCAUUGCAGAUACUACCUCAACACCCGAUUGCCUUUUAUUAAACUUUACAUAGAGAACGAGGAGUUCAACAUCGACGGACAGAGGUGCGAGAACAUCAUGACGUGUCCUAUGAGACCCAUAUCCUCAGGUCAAGAAAACUGCCCCUACGACUACAUCAAAAUUUACGACGGCAAGAACGAGUUCAGUCCCGUCAUUGGAAUCUUUUGUGGCAUGGGCAAAUUUCCAUAUUCCAUUAUCGGGACAUCGCAGGACCUUUUCGUCGAGUUUGUCUCAUCACCGGCCGGUCCUCUUCUAAACACUGGUUUCCACUUCAACGUCGGUAAUUGGCCAGGCCACGUGGACACCGCAGGCAGCAAAAACGGCACGUGCGACUGGCUCCUGUCUUCAGAGAGUCUGCGAGCUUCCGGUGACACCGAAGGCAUAUUUUUAUCCGUUGCUCAUUGGUAUCCACCACAUACCAUUUGCACUUACUUGAUGCAAGGCGAAGAAGGGGAAAUAGUACGACUAUAUUUUCCAAGCUUUAGAAUAAACAGGAUAGAGUCCCCGAUUCAACCGACAGACGGCGACUGCGGCGAAUCCUUGACACUGUACGACGCUUCCUGGCCGGACGAUUCGAGAAUUAUCAAAACGUUUUGCGACACUUUUUCCAAGGCGAUGGAAAAGCACGAUUUCGUCUCGACUGGAAACUCGCUUUAUGUGAGGUUCGAGAGUAAAACGGGCAGUUACAGCGGGUAA
Molecule: messenger RNA, 1887 nt
Organism: Sitophilus oryzae (rice weevil)
Lineage: Eukaryota; Metazoa; Arthropoda; Insecta; Coleoptera; Curculionidae
Product: tolloid-like protein 1
Exons: 9
Coding region: 1-1887 (628 amino acids)
Cellular component (GO): plasma membrane
Source: RefSeq, a predicted model, not a curated record